AUGGUCAAUGGAUGCCUCUACAGAAAACUCCUCUACAAGGACCACGACAAAGAUCCACUCCCAUGGAAACAAAGACUAAAGAUUUGUGUUGAAGUGGCGAGUGUACUACACUACCUUCACACUGGGGUAAAGCAUACUAUCAUCCACCAUGACGUGAAGCUAGACAACAUUCUGUUGGACGAGAAAUGGGAGGCCAAGUUGUCAGAUUUCAUGUCCUCAAAAAUGUGUCCCCCGAAUUUGUCAACAGUUCGUUUUGUAUACAGGGGGGAAGAUACAACUUCUUUGAUUCACGGUACUAUGGUACAACACUUGGAUGCCGAGUUCCUUGUGAGUGGGGUGCUGACUGAAAAAUCUGACGUCUACUCUUUUGGUGUGGUACUUCUGCAACUACUCUGUUGCAGAAAAGCAUCCUAUGUGGUUGAUUGGGCCAGAAAGCGCAUACAAGAAGGAAACAUUAAUGAGAUGAUUGAUCCGUAUCUGAUAGGGAAGAUAGCUCCAGAGUGUUUGAAGAUAUACUCGGACAUUGCCACUUCUUGUAUUUGA
This is a messenger RNA of Quercus lobata, 543 nucleotides long. Its product is annotated as receptor-like protein kinase FERONIA. Gene Ontology annotation, molecular function: transmembrane receptor protein tyrosine kinase activity; ATP binding. The transcript has a single exon. Gene Ontology annotation, cellular component: plasma membrane; plasmodesma. The record is from RefSeq and is a predicted model, not a curated record. Gene Ontology annotation, biological process: protein autophosphorylation. The coding region runs from base 1 to 543 and encodes 180 amino acids. NCBI's taxonomy places the organism in Eukaryota, Viridiplantae, Streptophyta, Magnoliopsida, Fagales, Fagaceae.